Messenger RNA from Arvicola amphibius (Eurasian water vole), 3615 nucleotides. It is a transcript of the gene Dcbld2, whose product is annotated as discoidin, CUB and LCCL domain containing 2. Bases 1 to 2319 code for a protein of 772 amino acids. The transcript is spliced from 16 exons. The record is from RefSeq and is a predicted model, not a curated record. Lineage: Eukaryota; Metazoa; Chordata; Mammalia; Rodentia; Cricetidae.
AUGGCGAGCCGGGCUCCGCUGAGAGCCGCGCACAGUCCGCAGGGUCCCCGAGGCCAGGCCGCGCCCGCCGCCACCGGCCGGGCCCCGCUGCCCAGCGCAGGCUGCUGUCCCCUCCCUUCUGGCCGCAACUCCUCCUCCAGGCCUGGGCUGCUCCUGCUGCUGCUCCUGCUACUCCAGGACGUUGGAGCCCAGCAAGGUGAUGGUUGUGGACACACCGUACUAGGCCCUGAGAGUGGGACACUUUCGUCCAUCAACUACCCAUACGCCUACCCUAACAGCACCGUGUGUGAGUGGGAGAUCCGAGUAAAGAUGGGAGAGAGAAUUCGCAUCAAGUUUGGUGACUUUGACAUUGAAGAUUCUGAUUCUUGUCACCUUAAUUACCUGAAAAUCUAUAAUGGAAUUGGAGUCAGCAGAACAGAAAUAGGCAAAUACUGCGGUCUGGGUUUACAAAUGAAUGGGUCAAUUGAGUCCCAAGGCAGCGAAGUCACAGUGCUGUUCAUGAGUGGAAUCCAUGCUUCUGGACGGGGAUUUUUGGCUUCAUACUCAGUUAUAGAUAAACAAGAUUUAAUCACAUGUUUGGAUAACAUAACUAAAAUUUUGGAACCCGAGUUCAGUAAAUACUGCCCAGCUGGCUGCCUGCUCCCUUUUGCUGAAAUAUCUGGAACAAUUCCUCAUGGAUACAGAGAUUCUUCACCACUGUGUAUGGCUGGAAUACAUGCAGGAGUCGUGUCAAAUGUCCUGGGUGGCCAGAUCAGUGUUGUGAUUAGCAAAGGCACCCCGUACUAUGAGAGCUCUUUGGCCAACAACGUCACUUCCGUGGUGGGCUAUUUAUCUCCGAGUCUGUUUACAUUUAAGACAAGUGGCUGUUAUGGGACUCUGGGGAUGGAAUCUGGGGUGAUUGCCGACCCCCAGAUAACCGCAUCUUCUGUGCUGGAGUGGACUGACCACAUGGGGCAGGAGCACAGCUGGAAACCGGAGAAGGCCAGGCUGAGAAAACCUGGGCCUCCAUGGGCUGCUUUUGCCACGGAUGAGCAUCAGUGGCUGCAAAUCGACCUGAAUAAGGAGAAGAAGAUAACAGGUAUUGUAACCACUGGAUCUACCAUGGUAGAACAUAAUUACUAUGUGUCUGCCUAUAGAGUUCUGUACAGUGACGAUGGGCAGAAAUGGACUGUCUACAGAGAGCCUGGUGUGGAGCAGGACAAGAUAUUUCAAGGAAACAAAGAUUAUGACAAGGAUGUUCGUAAUAACUUUUUGCCACCAAUUAUUGCACGUUUCAUUAGAGUGAACCCUGUCCAGUGGCAACAGAAAAUUGCCCUGAAAGUGGAACUACUCGGAUGUCAGUUUACUCUCAAAGGCCGUCUUCCAAAGCUUACUCAGCCUCCUCCACCUCGGAACAACAAUAACCUCAAGAACACAACAGCUCAUCCCAAACUAGGUAAAGGUCGUGCCCCUAAGUUUACUCAAGCACUUCAGCCUCGAAGUAGGAAUGACCUUCCUGCACAGACAGCACAGACAGCUGCCACUCCAGAUAUUAAAAAUACCACCGUCACUCCCAAUGUAACCAAAGAUGUCGCACUGGCUGCCGUUCUUGUUCCUGUGCUGGUCAUGGCUUUCACCACGCUCAUCCUCAUUUUAGUGUGCGCGUGGCAUUGGAGAAACAGAAAGAAAAAAACCGAAGGCACCUAUGAUUUACCGCACUGGGAUCGGGCAGGUUGGUGGAAAGGCGUGAAACAGUUUCUCCCUGCCAAAUCCGUGGAACAUGAGGAGACGCCAGUUCGCUACAGCAAUAGUGAAGUUAGUCACCUGAGCCCGAGAGAAGUCACCACAGUGCUCCAAGCUGAUUCUGCAGAAUAUGCACAACCCCUCGUAGGAGGAAUCGUGGGCACGCUCCAUCAGAGAUCCACCUUUAAACCUGAGGAAGGAAAAGAAGCAGGCUACGCAGACCUGGAUCCUUACAACUCUCCAGUACAGGAAGUGUACCAUGCCUAUGCUGAACCGCUGCCCAUCACGGGGCCUGAGUAUGCAACCCCGAUUGUCAUGGACAUGUCAGGGCACCCCACAGCCUCAGUUGGUCUGCCCUCCACGUCUACUUUCAAAACGGCAGGGAACCAACCUCCUCCCGCUUUAGUGGGAACUUACAACACACUUCUGUCCCGAACUGACAGCUGCUCCUCAGGGCAGGCUCAGUACGACACCCCGAAAGGUGGGAAGCCAGCCGCUGCCCCAGAGGAACUGGUGUACCAGGUGCCACAGAGCACCCAGGAAGUAUCAGGAGCGGGAAGGGAUGAGAAGCGUGAUGCUUUUAAAGAAAUCCUUUGAAGGUGGUGCUGCUUUUCACGAAGCAUCCAUUUAAAGCACAUGGCUUUUUUAUCCGUAGUGUAGUAAUAGUAGAAUGUAUUAUGUAUCUGUCACUGAAGUGGUUUGGGGAAUGUGGUGACCGAGGUACAAGAAACUACUUACCUUGCCAUCUUGCUUUAAAGGUGUUCCUGUGUGGCACAGUACCUGCUUGCCUGUUACAUUUCAAACAUCCUGUUUGUUACUACUGUAAAACACUAUUUUUAAUACCGAAAAGGCUCCCUAUAAUGCACUUCAAAGAACCUGAAAAUCACUGAGUAUUUAUUACCAAUGCUGCAGGUACAUUAAUGAACUUGAGAUGGUUCCAUAAGCCUUGCUGGCAAUAAUGCAUGGUACUGUUCUUGAAAUUAUCAAAUGGCUUGAAAUUCUCCCUUUGUGAAAGGUAGGUACUAUCAUGUUCUCCUCUUUCAACCCUGUAUUCCUGUCUGCAAUCUUUUUCCCCCACAACAGCGGUCCAUAACCAUCGUCAUAGCUGCAGACGUGUGCACUGCUCUGUGUUUCCCUAGGAAGCUGCAUAGCUGGAGCACCCGGCCUUGCAGUACGCUGGGUGACUGACUUUUCCUUUGGUAACACUCUUUUAACACAAGGUGGCUCAGGAUCUGGUCUCACCUGUGCUCAUCCUACCCAGGAUCUUUUGUGGCCUCGCUCUAUCCUGUGUUAUAAAUGCUGGUCGUCCCUUUCAGUAGGCAGACUUUAGGUCUUCUUCCCAUGGAAAUGGGGGAGAAGCCGCUUGGUCCCUCCACUCCCCUCUGCAGAGAUAUAUAAAUUACCUUAGGGAAGAAAUCGAAGGGAGACUAAACUUAAUUAACCUCCUUGGUUUUAUUUACUUAAUUAAACUCCUUGGUUUUAUUUACACACAAGCCCAAAUACAAAAAUUUUCUCUAAGUCCCAAGGUAUUUUAUAAUUUUAAUCAUAGUUUCUAUUUUCUUCAGUAAACUAUUAUAAAAGAAAAAAAAGAAAGAAAAAGAAAACCAGUAUGAACCAGACCUGAUGGCUCAGGUCUAAGACCUGCGAUACUAAGACCUGGGUGGCUGAGGCAUGAGGAUCCCAAGUUCAGUGCUUUGAAGUCUAAGUUCAGGAUGAACCCAGGCUACUCAUAAAAUCCUGUCUCAAAAUAAGAAAGGGGCAGGGAUAUGUCUUAGUGGUUUGUGCUUGCCUACAGUGUGAGGCCCUAGAUUCAGUCCUAGUACUAAAAGAGAAAAGAGGAUCAACAUGCAUUCUUCAGUUCUGUGUAAUUCUGUGGAGAGAGGCCUAAGUAAU